UUAAAGCUGUUGUUUCUGUUCUUUGUUUCAGACAUAUUUUACAUAAAUCCUGUGUGGAUCCAUGGCUGUUAGAACAAAGAAGUUGUCCCAUGUGUAAAAUGGAUAUCCUUAGAGCAUAUGGAAUGCCCGUAAAUGGUAGCCAGGAGAGCGUGAACCAAGCAGUAGAAGUAGAAAGCGUCACUACGUCUGGAGGAGUGAUCGAAGACAAUGUCAACGGACGGGACGACACACUGGAGGAGAGCGUUGUUCACUUACAGAGCAGCUCUGUUCAUUUUCGCACAUCUCCGAUUGAAGUGAAAGGGGAAUGCUCUCUAGAGGCAACUGAAAGACUAAUGGAACCAGCAUUGCCUCCUCUGAUGCCGGCUGGAAGUCUUGAGAGCAUCCAUUCUCUCGAUUCCGACUGCAAUGAAUUCCAAUCUCUAAUGAUCAAACCCAAAAAAGCCAGCACAAGUAGUUUAUCACACAAUAAUAUAGCUUAAUGGAGAGCUUUAGAAUAACAAAUAUCAUUGGUAAAAAGGUAUGCGAUGGCAGAGAAUAAAUGUGAGUAAAAAAAGAAUAGCAAAAAAAAAAAAUGAAAAUUCUUCUGAUGAAAAAUAAAU
Messenger RNA from Octopus bimaculoides (California two-spot octopus), 599 nucleotides. Its product is annotated as RING finger protein 150. The record is from RefSeq and is a predicted model, not a curated record. Lineage: Eukaryota; Metazoa; Mollusca; Cephalopoda; Octopoda; Octopodidae.